UGUCAAGACGCAAAGUGCCCUGGAAAUAAUAGAUCAAUUGACUCUGUCCAAAUAUGUCCAGGUGCUGGAGGUGGUGAGCUUCAUCACCUGUGAAUAAGUCUGAAAUUCAAAACUCACGGCAGAUAUUCAGAUGCUGCCGUCUGAGCGUUGGACACAAGGGCGAGAUAGCAGUCUGAGGAUGACCAUUGAAUAUGAGCUUAACAUACUGAACAAACACCUCAGACAAGCAAAUUAAGGGCAAACAAAUUGCAAAUUAGACUUCUAAAAUUCAUUCCCAAAUGAUUUUGGGAAUGGUUGCCAGAUAAACACGUAUAAUUUCAUAAUUUCAAAGGCUUUUAUGAUGUUUUUGUCAUCCAACUAACCAAUCAUGAAAAUGUGUGUUAUGUAUGUUUGCUAUGUUUUGCCAAGGUAGGGCACAAUCAAAUCUUUCAGCUUUUUAAAGAACAGCACUAUAAUAAGACAUAGUGCAGACAUAAAAAAAAGUGGGUCAAAUCCUUUAAAAUAUCAGCACAAAAACCAAGGGUUCUGUAGCAACUCCUUUAUUUGAAUAUUGUUUGUGCAAAAGGUUUGUGUCAGGUCUGUCUCUCUCUCCUGGGACAAUCAGUGUCAUCAGCUUCACCUGGUGACAACUAUCUCUCUCCCUCAAGCUGUCACGGUCAGGUCAUGGUUCCUGUUGCUCUUCUGGUUCUGGGCUUUGUUUAUAUUUGCCCCAUGGCCUCGUCCUCCAGCUCUGUUUACCAGUGUUGUCCAUUGUGCUUCUCCCUGCGUCUCCUUUGUUCCUGCCUGGCCUAUGUCUCCGUUGGAUUUGCUGGAUGUAUUUAAGUGUGGACUUUUUGAACCUGAUGGCUGUUCCCCCAAGUGCUGCUUUUGGAUCCUGUCUGCUUCCUGAUUCCUCCUGAACGCAACGAUUUGAAGAUGGAAGACACUUCUACCUAAAAAAGCUUUCGCAGGGCUGCGCGAAAGUUUCCACCAGGGGGAGAAGGAGGAGCGCCCUCUCUGUGCUGUGGGGAUGAUCGUCGGAUGCUGAAUUUUCAUUCCUGGAGGCAGGAAUGUAGAAACUGUGGAGACCGGCUUGUCUUGGAUUGAUUUGCGGUGAAUCUGUCGGAGGGAGAGAUCUCACAGUGCCUCCCCUUUUCCCACUGUGAGUUUCACACUUGCAUGCACGCAUUUUCCAGCAGAACACGCGUCAUUAUUUCACUGUGGAAAGGUGGAGUAUCUUACAGGAGCAGCAUUCAAAAGAUUUUGCCCACGUCCAGGAGUGUGGAAGGAGAGAAACACUUGAUUUGCAGAACGACUGAAGGACAUCUUUCAUAUUUGUAUUUGGGGGAAAAAAGUAAGUUUCCAGCAGAUACAUCUUCUGAUUGAUCUGUGAUUCUCCAGGACUGGGAAAGGAUUUUAAAAAAAAAAUCUUUCCCUUGUGGAUCAGCUUCAGAGAGUCUCGUGGACAGUAUGGUUUUGGAUGACGUGUAAAGGCUGGAUCGGUGAAAGCACCUCUCCUUUCUCCGGAAAGAUCUUUGUGCCACUUCCAGAACGGUCACAGAGCAAGAUGGAGACAGUCCCGGCCAACAUCGAACAAAAUGUCACACUUUAGACCGGCCAUGAACCGAGAAGACGAAUAAGUAGAGAACGAUUAUGAAGUAACUGACCUGUGAAGACACUCUCACCGGGUGUAUUUUUAAAAGACCUCUCAACAUUUCUGCGAGCGUAUGACCAUCUGAGGCCCAGCAGAUAAAGACAAAGACAAAAGCCGGAGCAACAGAAACAGUACCAGAGAAGAUAAAGUCCAGGCCAUGGCUGAGGGGAUGAUCAGUUCUCAGAGUGAACCGUGACAGUAUGGUCGACUGUAUAAGCAGAGUCAUGCUGCACACGCUUAUCUCAUGCUGGCAACCAGUCCUGGGGCUGGCCCUCGUGGCUGUCUUUGUGGGUUCCACCCUGGGAUGUCCUUCACGUUGCGAGUGUUCGGCACAGACCAAGGCAGUUGUCUGUCACCGCAAGCGUAUGCCCAGCAUUCCAGAUGGAAUCCCAUCAGAGACGAGGAUCCUGGACCUGAGCAAGAACAAACUGACAAUGAUCAAUCCAGAUGACUUUGUUGCCUUUACUGGCCUUGAGGAACUUGACCUGAGUGGGAAUAUUAUCAGUUACGUUGAGCCUGGAGCAUUUAAUGCCCUGUUUAACAUGCACACGCUCAGUCUCAAGAGCAAUCGUAUCAAGCUCAUUCCCCUGGGUGUGUUUGGAGGUUUGACAAAUCUAACCAGACUGGAUAUGAGUGACAACAAAAUUGUCAUCCUUCUGGAUUAUAUGUUUCAGGACUUGCACAAUCUCAAGUUUUUGGAAGUUGGUGACAACGAUCUGGUUUACAUUUCACAUCGAGCAUUCAGUGGACUUUUAAGUCUGGAAAUAUUAACCUUGGAAAGAUGCAAUCUUACGGUUGUGCCCACAGAGGCACUUUCCCACCUCCACAACUUGGUCAGUCUACAUUUGCGCUAUCUGGGCAUUAACACUUUGCAUCCCUACUCAUUCAAAAAGUUGUUCAGGCUGCGGAAUUUAGAAAUUGACAACUGGCCAGCGCUGGACAACAUUCCAGCCAAUACCCUGCACGGUCUGAACCUUACCAAGCUCUUUAUCACCCAUACCAACUUGUCCUCCUUUCCUUACCAAGCCCUGAAGCAUCUGCCCUACCUGACUCACCUCAACCUGUCCUACAAUCGAAUUAAGCACAUUGAAGGAGGAAUGCUAAUGGAGAUGGUACGGUUGCGAGAGCUGCAUUUGGUUGGCGCUCAAUUGGCCUCCAUUGAGCCAUAUGCCUUCCAGGGCUUACGCGGUCUAAAAGUUCUCAAUGUAUCUUACAACCGAUUGGAUACUUUGGAAAAAGGUGUUUUUCAAUCUCCUGAAGCUUUGGAGGUUCUUCUGAUCGAUCACAACCCACUAGUGUGCGACUGUCGUCUAAUGUGGAUCCUACAGAAAAAGCAUUCCCUUUUUUUCGGCGAGUCACAACCAGAGUGUAGUACACCAGAAGGAAUCCGCGGCAGGCCCUUUAAGGAGUUCAAGGAGACCCUUCUGUCUUAUUACGUAACCUGCACCAAGCCGAAAAUUCGGGAAAAUAAGACCCAGACCAUCACUGUGGAUGAAGGCCAGCAGGCAAUGUUGCGCUGCAGUGCCGAAGGCACACCAAGACCCAUUGUCUCCUGGUUGUCGCCACGCCGACGGCUUCUGACAAGUAGGAGCCACGGUAGAGUGACUGUCCACCUGAAUGGCACACUGGAGAUAAAGUCAGCAGAGGUACAAGACAGUGGUGUUUACCUUUGUCUUGCCUCAAACACUGCUGGGAAUGACACCCUGAUGACAUCUCUUGCGGUAAAAAGUCUUGGAUCACUGUAUGCCAACAGGACCCAGAUUUACACAGAACCCACUAACAUCACUGCCAAUGGAACGACUGGUGGGGCCCUUGGUUUAGAUCUCAAGACUAUUCUCGUCUCAACUGCCAUGGGCUGUUUCACCUUCCUGGGAGUGGUUUUGUUUUGCUUCCUGCUUCUGUUUGUUUGGAGCAGAGGAAAAGGGAAACAUAAAAACAACAUAGAUGUUGAAUAUGUUCCCAGGUCAAAGUCUAACGGCACAAAUAUUGAUAUGGUAGAGGGACCAGCAAGUCAGCGCCGCGUGAACAUGAAAAUGAUGUGACUUCUUUUGUAGAUUUAAAUUCCCAAAUUGUCGGGAAGCCCAAAGUACAGUGUAUUUUUUGCAGAAAAGGACAAUUGAACUUCCAGGACCUACAGGAAGAGUGAUUUUCUUUGGAGGCGUCAUAAGACAGAGGGCAGUAAAAAUAACUCAGUGGAUCUUUGUGAGCUACACUGUAAGGAAAAAAAUGGACAUCAUGUUCAAUCAUUAAGGCGUGGAUAGCUUCUUCAAUAUGGACUAGAGUUGGAACAGUUGCAACCAAGAGGACCUAACAGAAAUACAGUGUCCCUUAUCAGCUUUUUGAAGUUUCUAUGCCCAAAAAGAGAACUUCACUUUUGGGUUGGAUCUGUAGAC
This is a messenger RNA of Cynoglossus semilaevis (tongue sole), 4026 nucleotides long. RefSeq names its product leucine rich repeat and Ig domain containing 2 (gene lingo2). Gene Ontology annotation, cellular component: plasma membrane. Gene Ontology annotation, molecular function: protein binding. The record is from RefSeq and is a predicted model, not a curated record. The coding region runs from base 1834 to 3675 and encodes 613 amino acids. The transcript is spliced from 7 exons. Lineage: Eukaryota; Metazoa; Chordata; Actinopteri; Pleuronectiformes; Cynoglossidae.